Molecule: messenger RNA, 2204 nt
Organism: Limanda limanda (common dab)
Lineage: Eukaryota; Metazoa; Chordata; Actinopteri; Pleuronectiformes; Pleuronectidae
Product: potassium voltage-gated channel subfamily F member 1-like
Exons: 1
Coding region: 309-1775 (488 amino acids)
Biological process (GO): potassium ion transmembrane transport; protein homooligomerization
Cellular component (GO): voltage-gated potassium channel complex; membrane
Molecular function (GO): voltage-gated potassium channel activity; protein binding
Source: RefSeq, a predicted model, not a curated record
UGAGGAGACUUCAAGCUGCAGAAACAACACACCAUACUGGAACCAACACACCAUACUGGAACCAACACACCAUACUGGAACCAACACACCAUACUGGAACCAACACAUCCAGUAUCUUUCCAGCACACCCAGUAUCUUUCCAGCACACCCAGUAUCUUUCAACUCAAACACAGAGGCUUGGGGGAUUUUGCAGCUUUUACGCACAGCCCCGGAGCGUCUGGCGACUUGUUUCUUCUCUGCCAGCAGCAGGUUGUGUUGAAGAUCUCGGUUCAUUUGAGCAGUUGUGGGUCGGACCUGUUGUCUGCACAAUGUGGGGGGUCCAGCGGACGCGGUACGCAGACUGCAGCGGCUCCGAAGCCAGCGAGGAGCCGGAGGUCGCGGUGAACAUCGGCGGGGUGAAGCAGGUUCUGCAUGGGGACGUGUUGAGCCGCUACCCGGACACCCGGCUGGCCGAGCUGCUGGACUGUUCCCUCAAGUCUCCGGAGGAAAUAUCGUCCCUGUGUGACGACUACGACCCGGACACCGGAGAGUUUUAUUUCGACAGGGACCCCGAGGCGUUCAAGUGCGUAAUUGAGUUGUAUUAUUAUGGAGAGAUCCACAUGAAAAGAGGAAUCUGCCCCAUUUGCUUUAUGAAGGAGAUGGAGUUCUGGAAGAUCGACUCGGAUUUCCUGGACGAGUGCUGCACCUGGCACCUGCAGGAGGUGGAGGACGAACUUGCAGAGAUCGCAGAGAAAGUGAGAACGAUCCUGGUGGACAGAGAGGGAGACCCGUCUGCUGCGGGCUGGCAGCGGUUCCAGAUGUUCCUCUGGAGGCUGAUGGAGAAGCCGGAGACCUCCAUGCCUGCGCGCAUCAUCGCGAUCAUCUCCUUCAUCUUCAUCCUCGUCUCCUCCGUGGUCAUGUGCGUCGGGACCAUCCCCGACCUGCAGGUGGAGGACGCAGAGGGAAACCUCACGGAGCACCCGACUCUGGAGGUCAUCGAGACGCUGUGCAUCUGCUGGUUCACUGUUGAAUACUUCCUGCGUCUCAUCUCCGCCCCCAACAAAGUCAAAUUCGUGCUGGCUUUCAUGAACAUCGUCGACUUCAUGGCGAUCAUGCCCUUCUUCGUGGUGCUCAUCCUCACCUCCGUCGGCGCCGGGAUGAUGGAGCUGGCGAACGUGCAGCAGGCGGUGCAGGCUUUACGCAUAAUGCGCAUAGCGCGCAUCUUCAAGCUGGCACGUCAUUCCUCCGGACUCCAGACGCUCACAUCUGCCCUGAAGAGCAGCUUCAAAGAGCUCGGGCUGCUCCUCAUGUACAUGGGCGUGGGGGUCUUCCUUUUCUCCGCACUGGGCUACACCAUGGAGCAGAGCCACCCGGACACGCUGUUCACCAGCAUCCCACAGUCCUUCUGGUGGGCUGUGAUCACCAUGACCACCGUGGGCUACGGAGACGUCUACCCCAAGACCACUUUGGGUCGGUGCAACGCGGCCAUCAGCUUCCUCUGCGGGGUGAUCGCCAUCGCGCUGCCCAUCCACCCCAUCAUCAACAACUUCGUGCUGUUCUACAACAAGCAACAGGUGCUGGAGACUGCGGCCAAGCACGAAAUCGAGCUGAUGGCGCUGCGCUCCGGCCCCGGGGAGCUGGAGGCUGCACCCAGUGGCACCAUGCACUCCUGCCACAGUGAGGCAUACAUCCCUUUACUGAAGGAUCCCAGGGGAGGGGGUGCAGGCCUGUCGACCCCCAGCAAGGACACGAGCUUUGGAAGCACGGCCGAGACCACCGAGUAUUUUAUCUCGUGAACAAACAAACACCUGCAGAACAGAAGAACCAAACAUCAGUAAUAAUUCUCCACUGUUCAUUUUUGAUUGAUUCAAACUUAACCUCUGGGUUAAUGAUACAACGACGACUUGAGAUUGUAAAUAGCCUCAAUAGAAAAUGCAGCCAUGGCCUCUGAGGACCUUCAUAUUUUGAAGAAUUGCACCUAUUAAAGGGACAUCUAUUGACUUGAUGAGCUUUGCCUUUGCGCAGUGACUCCCUGUGGGCAGGGGCGAACUGUUUGAACGUGGAUUCCCCUUAUGCAGGCUCCUUAUAUAACUCCCCCAUCCCCAAUCCUCACACUCAGAUUGUUGUUGUCACAGUAGCGUAUUCCUUUGUACAGAAAUAUAUAUAUAUAUAUCACCAUGAAUGUUUGUUUUUUUGAAGUAAUAAAUUUAGAGUGCUCCUGUGAG